AGCCCCGCCUCUGGCGACGUCUUCUAAAUACGUCCUUCCGCCCUCUUCCUUCUCUUUCCGCUUCUCCGCCAUCGUGGUGUGUGUUGCUGGCUCUCUCUCGCCAUGUCUUCUCAUAAGACUUUCAGGAUCAAGCGAUUCCUGGCCAAGAAACAAAAGCAGAAUCGUCCCAUUCCCCAGUGGAUUCGGAUGAAAACUGGUAACAAAAUCAGGUACAACUCCAAGAGGCGACACUGGAGAAGAACAAAGCUGGGUCUGUGAGUGAUCCUACGUGAGAUGGCAAUGGCACGCGUUUCCCCGUUUAUCAUGCCGCUUGAAUCCUGUGUUCCUGAUGCGACACCUGCCCGUCACAUGCCCCAUACCAAUAACUUAUCAAGGAAAUAACUUCUCUGUUACGUUGCUCCUGAACCAGUAGGUUGGUUCAGUAAUAAACGUGAGGGGUUUUGAUUGAA
This is a messenger RNA of Hyaena hyaena (striped hyena), 449 nucleotides long. RefSeq names its product ribosomal protein L39 (gene RPL39). The transcript is spliced from 3 exons. Gene Ontology annotation, molecular function: structural constituent of ribosome. Gene Ontology annotation, biological process: translation. Gene Ontology annotation, cellular component: ribosome; cytosolic large ribosomal subunit. Bases 103 to 258 code for a protein of 51 amino acids. NCBI's taxonomy places the organism in Eukaryota, Metazoa, Chordata, Mammalia, Carnivora, Hyaenidae. The record is from RefSeq and is a predicted model, not a curated record.